Toxotes jaculatrix (banded archerfish) is the source of this 3989-nucleotide messenger RNA. RefSeq names its product Rho related BTB domain containing 3 (gene rhobtb3). The transcript is spliced from 13 exons. Gene Ontology annotation, molecular function: ubiquitin protein ligase binding. The record is from RefSeq and is a predicted model, not a curated record. Gene Ontology annotation, biological process: regulation of proteolysis; proteasome-mediated ubiquitin-dependent protein catabolic process. NCBI's taxonomy places the organism in Eukaryota, Metazoa, Chordata, Actinopteri, Toxotidae. Gene Ontology annotation, cellular component: cytoplasm. Bases 408 to 2267 code for a protein of 619 amino acids.
ACACCGAGGCGCGAGGCUGCCCUCUCCUCGUCGUUAAUUGUGUUUCCUACCGACUGACAACUUGUUUGUCUGUUAGCGCAUUGGCUGCCCAUGGGCGCUGCUGUUUACACACUCUGCUGCUCCGCCGCCUGGGCUGUCCGGUGCGCCUCUGCGGUCGGUUCGGGACGGUAUCGGGCUCCGCUUUUAUGAAUGAAUAACGAGACGGGGAAAUGCGAGUGACUGCUGCGAAACUCCCCAGCAGCCGGGCUCCCGGGGGGCCAGCCACUGAUGAGAGGGAUUAACGACGGAGCGGAGCCGCGGCUCAUUGCGGAAAAAGCCGAGUCUGACUGCAGACUGGCGAGGAAACGCACCGUGAGGGAAACGGGCUCCAUAGCGUAGAGCAGCGGAACAAAACCGCGGUUACCACAAUGUCCAUCCACAUCGUGGCUCUGGGCAGCGAGUGCCCCGGAGGAGUCGGGCCCGGGGAGGAGAUCAUGGGCCAGGGACAGCUGCAGGGAGGCCUGCUGUGGAGUUACCUGGGUCACGGAGCGCUGGUGGGACCCUGCGACUUGGAGAGCAGCCUGCACAACCCGGCCUUCAUGGAGUACACCUCACGUGUGUUUGGAGAUGUCACUGUAGUGGUUCGGGAUUGUCCCAGCUGGGACUUGUUGGACAGCGACUGGGCCAGUGUACGGAAAGUUCUUGAGCAGGCCGACAUCCUGGUUAUUAAAUAUUCAGUCACCGACAAGCUGGCCUUCCAGCAGGUCAGAAAUGGCUACGCCCCGAGACUUCGCCCACUCCUGAGGCAUUGGGGUGUACCUGUCAUCCUAGUUGCUGUUGGAGCACGUCUGAACGAUGAAGGCCCUCCCUGUACGUGCCCGUUGUGUGCUUCUGACUGGAGCAGCUGUGUGCCUCACAGUGAAGGUCUGCAGCUGUCCCGGGACCUGGGGGCCACCUAUCUGGAGUUGCCUUCUCUCAACCACGUCUUUGUGGGCCGCUACUUUGGCAGCGUGCUGGAGUACUUCAUGAUACAGUGUCUGAAACACAAAGCCAAAGAGAGGCCAGAGAAGAGGCGAGGAAAUAAAGUGAAUGAGCUCCGUCCCCCUCACUUAGAGCAACCAGCUCGUCUUCCCCCCAUCCGUGUGGAGGAGUCCAGCUUCUCCCAGGACAUGCAGUGGUUGUUGGAGCGUGGCGUGCAGUUUGCCGAUGUGGCUUUCUACGCCGGGGACUCUGGGAAAGAAUUGGGGUGGGCGCAUGCGGCUGUGCUGUGUGCUGUCAGCCCGUACUUCAGACAGCUGCUCCUGGGGCCCAAGACCAGGGAACGUCCACAGUCACGGUGUGUUUGCAGAGAGCGAGAUGGAGGCCCCCAUUCUCUGCUCUCCACCUGGGAUGGGGGGAUUAUAGAUGACAUGCCUCGAUCAGACGGGCACCUGUCAGGACGACUCUCCCGGCUGGUGGUGAAGGACCCCCUUCUGUGUAUGUGCUUGUGGGAGACUCUGAUGUUUAUUUACAGAGGAGCGUGGGAGUGGGAGCACCUCCAGGAGGCCCUGGAAGAGAAGCUGAAGAACUCGCUGGCUGUUGCUCAGCUUAUGGAGCGCAUACGAUCUCUCAUCGGGAGAGACAGGGGCCUCAGGGAUACCCCAAGUGCACGGGCAGCUCAGCUUGGACCCCAGACUCUUGUCAACCUCUUCAACUCUCCUCUUUACUCAGAUGUCAUCUUCAUGGUGCAAGGGAGCGUAUUGCCAGCUCACCGGGCGGUGCUGGUGGCACGCUGUGACGUCAUGGCAGCAAUGUUCAGUGGAAAGUAUGCAGAGGCCCGGAGCCGAGUGGUGCCCAUCCACGGAGUCUCCUCAGAUACCUUCCUCUCUUUCCUCGAGUAUCUCUACACUGACUCCUGCUGUCCUGCCAGUGUGCUGCAGGCAAUGGCUGUGCUGGUCUGUGCCGAGAUGUACCAGGUGAAGCGUCUGCAGCACCUGUGUGAAGUCUGUGUGUGCGCUUACCUUCAGAGCAUGCCCAGUAGAGAGCUGGCAUCAACAGGUAUAAGCGUGGUCCGGCUACUCCGCAGAGCAAAGUGCCACAAUGCAGAGCAGCUGUACGUCUGGCUCCUCCACUUCAUCGCCAACAACUACCUAAUCUUCAGUCACAAACCAGACUUCCUGGAGCUCUCAGAGGAGGAGCGCGAGCAAGUGGAGAGGCUACGCUGGCCGUCCAGAGGCUACCUGCAGGAGCUCAGUGAGUACCAGCAGCGGCGACGCAAGCUACGCAAGUCCCGCUGCAUAGUCAUGUGACCUCACCUGGAUGCCAAAAGCCUGUGGAAAACAGGGGCCGGGAUGGGGGUGGGGGGGGGGGGGGGGGGUGGGGGGGGGCAGAGGAGGGAAUCAUCAACAUGUGUGGGAACAGAAGAAACUUUUCUGUUAUCGCUGCUGGAUGAAGGACUGACUCUGAGGGAGGACAACAGUAUAAGACUCCUACACUGCUAGGACAGCAUUGUACGGUACGUAUGUCGAGCAGUGACAUACACCACUGCGACAAGCCUCUCUUCCCCUGAAGGGAUGUGUGCGCCCUUUGCGUAAAGGCUAUUUCAUCAUGGGCAAUACAAGAUGACUGAUCCUUUAAACCCAACAGGAAUUUAAAGUGACUGUCUGGCCACUGGCCAGAGGCUCUGUGAAAGAUUAUAUUUCUAUUGGCUGAUGAAAAAUGGUGGAUUUUGAAAAUUAAAAAUUGACACACAAUGGCUCCAUUACAAGUACACGUACAUCAAAUGACCACACAUCUGUUAAGACAAGAGACCAGGAUCAUGUGCAGACUGUUUCAAACUACAGUAACUACAGUAACUACAGUAACGGGUAACAUGACUUCAGGUUGAAUAAGCGGGAUGGAAACUGUGCUGAGGUGAUUUCCUCUCUACUCGACACUCGGGGGAUGUCUGCGUCUCCUGUGUACACCGGACACAGGACUGCUCCAUCUUAGAUUAAACCCACGUCGACCCAUGAUGCACCUGUGUCCUGGUGGAUCUAAAAAUUGCGAACAUGUGUACAUGCAGCAAUUCUAAAGCUGAGAUAACUCUUUAGCUUCCAACUUCUCAGUGGCUCAGUGAGUAUUUCAUCUGAUCUGUGACCUACAUUAACAACGAGAGCAGGGUGGAAAGCAACCGGUAAUGCUGCCGGUAGCACAGUCGUACUCAUAUUCAUCUGUAAUGUAACAGACCCUCAGCUUCGCAUACGAGCAGGACCAAUUUAAUUACAGUUCUUUUAUCAGAUUCUUUCCGACCUAUAAGGCGGCAUCAGUGAGUGUCUCAGAGCCAGACUUAUUUUAUUACCAUGUGAGAUGGGAAACAUUUUGGCUGUACGCUGUGUUAAACAUUUCACUUAUGUUGAGAAAUGACUUGAAAAUCAAAUUCUGAAAUCAAACUACAUGUAGCCUGUAACAAAAUCAAGUGCUCCGCACACCAAGUCCACAACAACAAUCAAUGUAUUUUUAAACUUCAUUUCAAGCCUGUGAGCUGACUUUUACAUCACUUCCUUUGCAGGUUAAUAUAAAGUAAUGUCCUUAUCGAUCUGCAAUAACAAAUAAUAAGGGUCUGUCUCUGUUACACAGAAAGGCAAAAGCCUUUUGUAGCAUUUACGUGUACAGAAGGGGUGAAAGAAUUUAAGUAAAACAACCAUAUCAUGAACAAACGUUGGUACACUAAAAACCAUAAUGCCUCUGGGUGGAUACACGAUGUUUAUUUUAUCUGUUUUCUGAGAGGUUGUUUUUAAUCAUAAUGAGAUUAUGAUUUAUUGGUGCUGCAAUUAUUUUUGUAAACUAUACUGUAUGUGGACAUUUCUGAUUUUUUUUUUGUUUGUUUUUAUGUUCGGAGCAGAGACAACUGGGUCAUACUAUUUUACAGUCCAAUGUUUCACUGGUAUUAAAAGGAUUAAGAAAUUUGUGAUAAAAAAAAAAAAAAACAGUGGUAGAGAAGAACAGAACAACUUGUCAAACCUCCAGCAAAAUGAAAGCAAAUAAGAUCA